AUGGCUUCUUCUUCUUCUUUGGUUGUUGUUGGGCCUCUUAACCUCACUCCACAGAAUGGUUACAAAGUGUGGGAAGAUCCUUCUUUCAUCAAGUGGAGGAAAAGGGAUCCUCAUGUCACCUUGCAUUGCCAUGAUUCUCUAGAAGGAUCUCUCAAAUAUUGGUAUCAACGCAACAAAGUGGAUUUUUUGGUUGCCCAGUCUGCUAUUUGGAAUGAUGAUGCUGUUCAGGGGUCUCUUGAUUGUGCUACAUUUUGGGUCAAAGAUUUGCCUUUUGUUAAGUCCUUGUCUGGAUAUUGGAAGUUUUACAUUGCUGACAGGCCCAACAAUGUCCCUACUAACUUUUAUGAAAGUGAGUUUCACGAUUCAGAGUGGAAAAAUUUGCCUGUUCCUUCGAAUUGGCAGUUACAUGGAUUUGACCGUCCUAUAUAUACCAACGUGGUGUAUCCAUUUCCACUAGAUCCUCCUUUCAUUCCUAUGGAAAAUCCUACUGGCUGUUACAGAACGUACUUCCACGUUCCUAAAGAAUGGGAGGGUAGAAGAAUUUUGUUGCAUUUUGAAGCAGUUGAUUCUGCCUUUUGUGCUUGGAUAAAUGGGCAUCCUGUGGGAUAUAGCCAAGACAGCAGACUACCUGCAGAGUUUGAAAUCACUGAUUUUUGUCAUCCAUGUGGUUCAGAUCUUAAAAAUGUUCUGGCUGUUCAAGUGUAUAGAUGGAGUGAUGGCUCUUACCUUGAAGACCAGGACCAGUGGCGGUUAUCUGGUAUCCACCGUGAUGUCCUUCUUAUGGCAAAGCCAGAGGUAUUUAUUACUGACUAUUUUUUCAAAUCAAAUCUCGCUGAAGAUUUUUCUUACGCAGAUAUACUGGUUGAAGUAAAAAUAGAUAGAUUAAAAGAGACAUCCAAGGAUAAUGUUCUCACGAACUACUCUAUUGAAGCUACACUGUUUGAUUCUGGAAGCUGGUAUGCCGUUGAUGGGAACCCUGAUCUCCUUUCAUCUAAUGUGGCAGAUAUAAAGCUCCAACCAUCAAGUACACCAGCACCAACAUUAGGGUUUCAUGGCUAUGUGCUUACAGGGAAACUGCAAUCACCAAAGCUUUGGUCUGCUGAGAAACCAUACCUCUAUACUCUAGUCGUUGUCCUGAAAGACCAAUCUGGUCGUGUUGUUGACUGUGAAUCAUGUCCAGUAGGAUUUAGAAAAGUAUCUAAAGCCCACAAACAACUGCUUGUUAAUGGACAUGCUGUUGUAAUAAGAGGUGUGAACAGGCAUGAGCAUCAUCCUCAAGUGGGGAAGGCAAAUAUAGAAUCCUGUAUGAUCAAGGAUCUGGUCUUGAUGAAGCAAAAUAAUAUUAAUGCUGUGCGAAACAGCCAUUAUCCCCAACAUCCACGCUGGUAUGAGCUAUGUGAUCUGUUUGGCAUGUACAUGAUAGAUGAAGCCAAUAUUGAGACGCAUGGUUUUGACAAUUCUAAACAUUUCAAGCAUCCUACUUUGAAACCAAGUUGGGCAUCUGCAAUGCUGGAUCGGGUGAUCGGCAUGGUUGAGAGAGAUAAAAAUCACACAUGCAUUAUUGCAUGGUCUUUAGGGAAUGAAUCUGGAUUCGGAACAAAUCAUUUUGCUUUAGCUGGUUGGAUUCGAGGACGAGAUUCAUCGCGGGUAUUACAUUAUGAAGGAGGUGGAUCCAGGACUCCUUGCACUGAUAUUGUGUGUCCUAUGUAUAUGCGCGUUUGGGACAUGGUGAAAAUAGCCCAUGAUCCAACUGAAACACGUCCUCUGAUAUUGUGCGAAUAUUCACAUGCAAUGGGAAACAGUAAUGGAAAUCUUCAUUUAUAUUGGGAAGCAAUUGACAACACAUUUGGACUCCAAGGAGGCUUUAUUUGGGAUUGGGUUGAUCAGGCCCUGGUGAAAGUUUAUGAAGAUGGUACAAAGCAUUGGGCAUAUGGUGGUGAAUUUGGGGAUGUUCCCAAUGACUUGAAUUUCUGUUUGAAUGGCCUCACAUUUCCCGAUCGAACUCCUCAUCCUGCUUUACAUGAGGUUAAGUACUUAUAUCAGCCAGUCAAGGUGGCUUUAAAUGAAGGGACAUUGGAGAUAAAAAAUACUAAUUUUUUUCAAACUACGGAAGGAUUGGAGUUCAGCUGGUAUAUUUCUGCAAAUGGAUAUAACCUUGGAUCUGGUAUUCUGGACCUUGCCCCUAUAAAGCCCCAGAGUAGUUAUGCUGUUGAUUGGCAAUCAGGUCCAUGGUAUUCUCUAUGGGCUUCAUCAUCAGAAGAAGAACUAUUCUUGACCAUAUCGGCUAAACUUUUGGACUCUACACGCUGGGUUGAAGCUGGUCAUAUUGUCUCAUCUGCUCAAGUUCAACUGCCUGCCAGGAGAAACAUUAUUCCUCAUGCUAUUGAUAUUAGUGGUGGCACUCUGGUUGCUGAAACACAAGGAGAUACAAUCAUAGUCAAACAGCCAGAUGUUUGGGAUUUGACAUUGAAUACUAAAACAGGUUUAGUUGAAAGCUGGAAGGUUAAAGGAGUACAUAUUAUGAAAAAGGGCAUCCUCCCAUGUUUCUGGCGAGCUCCUACUGAUAAUGAUAAAGGAGGAAUGGAAGCCAGUUAUUUGUCCAGGUGGAAAGCUGCUGGAAUGGACUGCCUCCACUUUAUUACUGAGAGCUGUUCUGUGCAAAAUAUUACAGAGAGCACGGUUAGAAUAUUGGUGGUUUUUCUUGGUGUUACAAAGGGUGAGGAGGAAUCUCUCUCUAACCAAGACAAGUCAAAGGUUUUAUAUACAACAGAAAUGACAUAUACAAUUUAUGCUUCUGGGGAUGUUAUUUUAGAAUACAAUGUGCAGCCAAACCCUGAUCUCCCUCCUUUACCACGCGUCGGAAUUGAGUUAAAUGUGGAAAAAUCACUGGAUCUAGUAACUUGGUAUGGAAAAGGGCCAUUUGAGUGUUAUCCGGAUCGAAAAGCUGCAGCCCAAGUUGCAGUCUAUGAAUAUACUGUUGGUGAGUUGCAUGUUCCUUAUAUUGUUCCUGGGGAAUCUUCUGGCAGGGCAGAUGUUAGGUGGGUAACAUUCAGAAACAAAAAUGGUUUUGGAAUAUAUGCUUCUAAGUAUGGUAGCUCUCCACCAGUGCAAAUGAGUGCAAGCUACUAUAGCACCUCAGAACUUGACCGUGCCACACACAAUGAAGAGCUCAUUGAAGGAGAUAGCAUUGAGGUUCAUCUGGAUCACAAGCACAUGGGAUUAGGUGGAGAUGAUAGUUGGUCACCAUGUGUCCACACUCAGUAUUUGAUUCCUCCUGUGUCAUACUCAUUCUCUGUCAGGUUAUGUCCUGUAACUCCAGCCACUUCUGGUUAUGACAUCUACAAAUCCCAACUUCAAAACUCUUGA
Molecule: messenger RNA, 3366 nt
Organism: Sphenostylis stenocarpa
Lineage: Eukaryota; Viridiplantae; Streptophyta; Magnoliopsida; Fabales; Fabaceae
Source: the annotation of a GenBank genome assembly